This is a messenger RNA of Triplophysa rosa, 600 nucleotides long. RefSeq names its product histone H2A-like. Gene Ontology annotation, molecular function: structural constituent of chromatin; protein heterodimerization activity; DNA binding. The record is from RefSeq and is a predicted model, not a curated record. The transcript has 2 exons. Gene Ontology annotation, cellular component: nucleosome. Bases 129 to 515 code for a protein of 128 amino acids. Lineage: Eukaryota; Metazoa; Chordata; Actinopteri; Cypriniformes; Nemacheilidae.
UUGUGUCAACUGAUUCUGCUUAUGGAUUUGAUCAUUAGAGUCGGUUGUGGUGUCGAGCGGUCAUAACUAAGCAGUUAAGUUGAAAGUCACGCAUUCAUAGAUCAAGCAGACGAUCGCAGCAGAAGAAAAUGAGCGGCAGAGGCAAAACCGGCGGUAAGGCGAGAGCUAAGGCCAAGACUCGCUCCUCUAGAGCGGGACUUCAGUUCCCCGUGGGCCGCGUCCACAGGCUCCUCCGUAAAGGCAACUAUGCGGAGCGAGUGGGAGCCGGCGCCCCCGUGUAUCUGGCCGCCGUGCUCGAGUACCUGACCGCCGAGAUCCUCGAGUUGGCCGGAAACGCCGCUCGGGACAACAAGAAGACUCGCAUCAUCCCCCGUCACCUGCAGCUGGCGGUGCGCAACGACGAGGAGCUGAACAAGCUUCUGGGCAGAGUGACCAUCGCUCAGGGCGGCGUGCUGCCCAACAUCCAGGCCGUGCUGCUGCCCAAGAAGACCGAGAAGCCCGCCAAGUCCAAGUAAACGGACGGGAGUUCGUCUUCUGUAAACCCAAAGGCUCUUUUAAGAGCCACCCACAUUAUCAAUGAGAGAGCGACGAGGUUUCUCU